CACCAGCAGUCGACUUGGUAACGUGUUCAAUGAAGUUGGAGUGCAGCGUGGAUUUCGGAUUUCCAACUUUAUUUCAAGUUUCAAAAAUCUGCUGGAGGCUCCAGAAGACCAGAACUGCCUCAAACGGCCUGGAACCGUUUUCAAUCGAUUUGGCAAGUCGAAAAUAUAUAGUAUAGGUAUCCCAAAUUUCAGCUUUCUAGUUUCUAGGUCGAUUUGGUAGAAAUUUGACUUUUUUUCUCAUUUUUUUAGAUUUUCAAAACUUCUCCAAAAUCGAAAAGUGCACUAUAGUCUUAAAUUAUAGACGAUGAUAUUCCGUAUCCAUUGAUGUUCUAAAUUUACAAUUUAGCAUCAAUGGAUAUGGAAUUUCAUCGUUAUAAUAAAAGUUCACCCGAAUCCGGAAUCCAAAAUUGCACUAUUUAAUUCGGCGUUAACAUCUCGUGGCGGCGCCACCAUCGACUUGCUGAAAGGGGGACUUUUUGCAGAGAAUCGCAUUCAUUCGCAUCUCGACAAGUCGUGUGUGCGCGUGUGUAAGCGUGCGUGAGUAUGGAAAUGUCCCCCUUUCAGCAUGAUAACAUGUGUUUCAUGCAUUUCACCGCCAGAGUGCAACACAUGUUCGUUGACGCCGAAUUCUUCUGUCUUCUCCUUCCUCCUUCACCACUUUUCGAGCCCGCCUACACUAGCUCCAUCUACAAUGCAUUGACGAGCAACUGGUGCGGUGCGGUGGUGGCUCGUCGGACACAUGAUGCCGUGAUAAGAACUGAUAAGAAAUGGUCUCCUUCUGGCUAGUACGAAAGUUGCACGCGAAAAACAGUGUAACCACAUUACGGCACUGCUUUACGAGCAUCCUUUCGCGUAUUUUAUUUCGAUUUAAAAUUUUUUUCAUUGCAAUUUUUGUAUUUUGGUAAAAUAGCUGUUUUCAGUGUUGGGGGGCGUUGUGUCCGCUCACCUCGGCUUCGCCUCGGUUGCGCGGGUCGCUUUGUUGUUCAUACUAUGUCUGUUAACUUCCCUCGGCCUUCGGCCUCGGUGAGUACAGUUUUUUUAUAAACAACCGCAAGUGCUACAUACACGGUAAAUGUCCAGCCUCCGUCUGAACUCACCAAGGGGAGUAAUGCUCAUCGAGUGAAAUAUAAAUUUUAAACGGCUCGGCUUCGCCUCGCCUAAUGCGCACACUAUCCAAAAAAAACAGUAUUCGUGACGAAAAAGAAGGAAAAAAUAAAAUAAAUUCACAUGAUCGUUCAAUAAUCAAUUUGAAAAAAAUUUGAAUCGAAAAAAAAUUUUACAAAAUUUCCGGAUCCGGCGGGGAUCGAUCUCCAGACCUUCCGCAUCGUAACCCGUUUCUUUCACCACUCAGCCACGGACGCUGCUUGCCGAACAGCGUUUUCGUUCGGUAUACAAGCUGGCAAACAGCGACGAAAACUACCCCCCCACGCGCGCGUAUACAUGUACGCGUACGCGCUCGCAUACGGCAUACUGUUUUUCGCGUGCAACUUUCGUACUAGCCUCCUGCUGCGAUUUUAUUCUGUUACUGUUUCAAUGUAAAUAUAAUCGUCAUGUUUUACGAAAUAUAAUAACGAGUUUUAAUGAUGCUUAAAAGUUAAAAUGAAAGAAGAAUCGUCUUCGAUGGAGGAAUGCGACGCGACGAGUGAUGAUCCCAUUGAGCUCGGCGAAAGCAGUGCAGUCGACAUAGAAGUACUUGCUUCAAAAAUCAGAUCGUAUUUGAAGAUAGACACCGUUGAAUUUCCUGCUUCUUUACUGGAUGAAUGGAAAGAAAUAUCUCCAAUGGUUCCGAAACUUACUCAAUCUCUGUACGCUGACGAAGAAAUGUAUUUAGACACGUUAAUCGACAUGGUUGAUACAUUGCGUUAUGAGGUCUGGCGACAAUUUGAUUUAAAAGGGAUGAUUGGUUGGUCCUACAGUCAGUGGCUGCCUGUUUGCUUGAGCAGUUACGUUAGUUUGAAAGUUAUAGACGAGGUAUUUCUAAAAAACCAAGUAUUCUUUUCGUUAUUUGAAUUGUGGCCGUAUUCUGAGAAACACUUUCAAAAAUUACUUCGUUCCUCACCGGAGAGUCCUGAGCAGAUUUCUAUUUUAAAAGGAAUUUUAAUCAUUCACAUGCUGGAUGAUUACUUUGAUGGUGAAGUACGAGAAGAAAUCAUAAAAAUCAUGCGAGAGAAGUAUUCGAAGGACAGUUCGGAAAAACUGUGGAAGAAUUUAAGUAAGGAAGGAUUUAAUGUAGCUGAAUUCGUCGAUUCAUAUAAAGUCUUGGGUACAGACUUACCCAUCAUAUCGGCUCAUGUACGAGAGAAUGCCGAUAUCACCUUCGAGAACGAUGCCAGUUCCAGGUUCCCUAAAUUCCCCGUUACUGUCUCUACGAUGUCAGAACGUGGAAGCAAAGUAGAAAAAAUUAUGAUCGAAGAAGAACUGACUAUAUAUCAAUUUAAGGAGAAGGGAGCGACGUGGAUUAAAGUCAACAGUUCCAAUGCGGGAUUAUAUGCUUUGAACUUUAAAGGAGAUCUGAAGAAUAUUUGUUCGUUACCAAUUUCCAAGCUCGAAAAAUUGAAUUUUGUCGACAGAGCCAGCUUGUUGCUCAAUCUCGAUUUCUCGACUAAAGAUGGUCUAAAGCUUGCUAUGGAGUGCUUUGGAUUUUUAAAAACCGAAAAAGAUAUAACACCUUUGGCUACAGCGUAUAGAAAAUUUCUGUAUAUAAAUCGGUUCUUGUACGGAACUCAUAGCCACAAACUAUUUUUAGUCCAUAUCAAAUCGUUAUUCAAUGUAGAGGGAGAUAUCUUCGAUGAUGAAUUAAAUAAGGACGAUGCGAAGCGGGCGUUUCAUUGCAUGAUGUUCCAUAUCGGAUGUCUCGUGGGAUCAGAACUAUGCCUGGAGAAGGCAAAACAGAUACUCCAGACUUGGCUAGAAGAUGAUACUUCUAUACCUGUAGAAUUUCUUAAUUGUGCGGUCAUUUACGGAGCUAAAGGCAGUACAGUUUCCGGUGAAAAGAUACUAGAAAAAUACCUCAACGAAAAGGACGAUUCGAAAAAAAGGUUAUUGGCCCGUGCUCUAGGCUCUUUGGAGAAGGCAGAUUUAGAAAAGUGCUUUACCAAAAUGAUCUUGCCGGGAAAAAUGCCUCCUGACCAUGUGAUGAUUUUUUUUCGCGAGUGUGCGAGAGUCACUUCUUUUCAUCCUGCCUGGAAAUUUUUGAUAACAUCGCGUGAAAGUCUUGUAAAACAGUUGGAAACGGAUAUAUUCAUGUCGAUUAUUGGAGAAUUCGUACCGUCUAUGUAUCUGGAUGAACAUUUUGCCGAGCUUGACGACUUGCUGAAUAUUUCAAAAUACGAAGAAAAAAGAUGUUUAAUUGAAACUGCGAAGAAGAAAAAAGCAUUCAUCUCAGAAGAUAAAGAGAAAUACGAAGAAGAGUUGGAGUAUGUCGUUGCAAAACGUGCGAAAUUGGACGAUCCCGCCAUUCUGGGCAGACUUCCCAAUCUAGAAGUAUCGCAGUUCGAACAAACGACUUUAUGGGAAACGCUGACAUUCGUUAGAGACCAUUUGGAUGUAACAACUGUUUCUCGUAUUAACGCUUGGGAAAUCAUAAGAACGUUUGAUAAACUCUGCUGUCGAAGACUAUGCAUUGUUAGACCUCCUUGUUGGGGUAAAACAACCACAUUGCAUAUUUUACAAUUAUAUUACUCGAAAGUUUUCAACAAGAAAACAUUUGAGGAAGUGAACGACGAUAUUCCGAUAGAUAUUUUCAAAGGUCGUGUAAGUUUUUCAUUUGGCGAAAAACAAUUCGCAUUCUUUCGAAGCGCCGAAGACGACGAGACCAAAUACGAAAAAAGUAAGAAAUCGUAUGUGUGUUUUCGUCUGGACUUUUCCGUCAUCGUAAGCAGUACACUUUCCGGAAUCAAAAAAGAAAUCACCCACGCAGUUCAUAAAACGUUAGACGCUUACGAAUUUUUAUUGUCUGAACACGUUUCUUGUACUAACACCGAUAACCCCCUCAAUAUACUAGCGGAUGCCUUAAUAUACCUGAAGGAUAAGGAAGAAUUGGGAUCGGCUAAACGACUUCUUUUUAUCGACGAAAUAGAUUUGCCUCUUCUCAAAUGUCGAAACGACGAAGACAGAGAACGUAUCAUAAAUUGGCUGUUUAUUUCCACGAAACGUCUCGUUGGGUUUGGUUAUCGAAUUAUUUCCUGCGGAGUAUUUCCUGAAUAUUGUAAAAUCGCGAUAGGCGAUAAAUUCGCUAAAGUCUGUAGACUCGAUGACGAAAAUAUGUUAAAACCAGUAUUCGGAUUGAAUUGCGUCGAGGUAAUGAACUCGAACAGCGAAGACGCUAAAUUAGCGGAAUUUUCCGGCGGUUAUACCUAUCCUGGGACGAAGCAGUUUUCGCUUUAUUGUAUGCAUUUACGGGAAAACAACGAGUCUGCGUUCGAAGAAUUUCGGUUGAGAUCCACAUCGUACUCCUUUAUUUCGGAAAGAUUUGGCGAAUCUGGUCACCUUUACAAUCUUUUGACGAAGCUCCUGGACAACGGUUAUGUUUUCGCGCCAAAAGAAGGACCGUCGUGGAAUCGAGAUUCACUGGAUUUAUUAUACCACAGUGGCUUUGUUGUGAAGACGUGUGCCGGAAAUUUAUCCCUUGAAGUGUGGCGCAAUGUAAAAAACGAUCGUGAAAAUCAACCCGACCCGACGCAGUUGGUGUAUUAUACAUUCCCCAACGAAAUAAUGAAAAAUUCUCUGAGGAAUUUUCUUUGCUUACGAGGUGAACGUGAAUUCCUAGAAAGGGAUGGUGCGCCUGGCAUUACAUACAACAAUGAUACAGGAAUUUGUGAUAGGAUCUAAAUUGAAAGAGGAUUUCUUUGUCCAGCAUCAAGUACAAAGCAAAGUCUGUGGCACAUUUUGGAAUAUAAAAGUCUGUUAUCGGGAAUCAAGUCUUCGUUUGGUACUGGCUACACUAUCUUCGCGAUUGGAUGCAGACUCGGACUGUAAUUGAGGAGCUCUUGAAGAACUCGAUGAUUGUGUGUCUUACCAGUCCCUAAUCCAGUUGAUCCCAUCCGCAACCCAACCUGGGUAUAGCCAGCUUUUUAAUUUCCAGUUCUGCGCAUUUUACAACUAGAUUUUUUGAAGUAAUUAAAAAAUCUCUCUUGGUAAUAAUCGCAUGCGCAUUUCACGUAUACGGCCACUGGGUUAAAAAAGGAGAAGGACAGAAUCAAGCCGCAUUAUUUGAGAAUGUGCCAAAAGUGGAACUUCGACAUUUAUACAUGAGUAAUAUUUCAUUUUCACCCGUAUCAUAGCCUUAAUAUACCUACCCAAUUCCCUAGUCCUGCGUCAACUACCAUAAUCCAUCGCUGCUGCCACGAGAUGUGUAUUUUAUUCCUCAUCAUCGAACGAAAUACUCGUCCAUGGGGGUUUGUGAUUGAAUUGGCUACACUACAGAGCAGAUAUCGAACGUCCCUGAUUCCAUCCACUGGCCAGAUUCAGCGAUAUCAGCUCUCGUUACUUUUAGCGUAAAAGCUUACUACCUUAGGAUCUAGUACUUGUGUUCAAUGAUAAACUAAUUGUGUAAAUUGUUUUUGUUUCUCUCUCUCUCUCUCUUUUUUUUUUGACUAAAUAAUAUUUUAAGUUGAUGGUAGAGAACUUCUGCAGUAAGUAGGGUGGAAUUAGGUUCCUGUUUUAGUCAUUAUUUCUGGUUAUCACUGCUUCUGAUGGAGGAUUAUUUGAUUAUUGGCGGUAAAAAUGUUACGUGAUUUGUUUUCCUCGUAUGGUAAUGAUGAAUUUGGGGAGGGAGGGGGGGGGGGUGUAUCGAUUCCUUCGAAUAAUGUUGAAAAUUCGAUGAAAAUUAUUAAUAUUACAUAAAUUUAAAACCUAAACGAUUUGUUCCAAGUUUAAGGCCUUUCAAUUUUUCGUGAUUGAAAAUGAUGAUUUAUUGUACUUACCUAGAUCAAUUUUGAUUUUUGAACUUGUGAGAUGAGUAUUCCAAAGGACCAUUUAUGUAUUGAUUAAUAAUCAUUCACAAAGAAGCAAUAAUUGAUUCGUAUGAUAAUAAUGUCUCCAUAAAUUCCUUCGAGGAGCGUUGAAAAUUUAGCAAAUCAUAAAUAUGUAUCAAUAUUUAAUCAAAAAUUGAUACACUAAUCUAAAUGCAUUCUUUGGGAAUUAUUUUUUACUUUAUUUGAAUUGUGGCCUUAUUCUGAGAAAUGCUUUCAAAAAUUACUUCCUUCCUCAUCAAAGGAUCCUUCUGAGCAGACUAAUUCUAUUUUAAAAGGGAAUUUUAAUCGUUCACAUGCUGGAUGAUUACUUUAGUGAAAAAGUACGAGAAGGAAUUAUAAAAAUUAUACAAGAGUAUUCGAUUGACGGUUUGGAAAAAUUGUGGAACAUUUUGAGUGAGGAUGGAUUUGAUGUUGUUGAACUUGCCAAUUCGUAUAAGUUGAAGUGAUAUUGGUAUUCAUUUGCACAUGAGUCGAUAUGAUGGGGAAGUCUGCACCCAACACCUAAGGUAUUGGGUGCAGACUUCCCCGUGAUAUCGACUCAUGUACAAAAGAAUACCGAUAUCAGCUUUGGGAAUGAUGCCAGGUAAACUUGUAAGUAAUUUGAGUAUUUUCAACAAAAUAUUUGUAUUUUGCAUAAUGUGCGAAAAAUGACUACAACUAUGUAUAAUAAUACUAGAAUUGAUUUACACUUGGAAUCUAUUUUGUUUAGUUGUUUAAUGAUACCUACUUAGUUGAUAGUACCUAUUUUGAUUUUUGAAUUUGUGCAAUGAGUAUUCCAAAGGAUCAUUUAUUCAUUGGUUAAUAAUCAUUCACGGAGAAGCAAUGAUUGAUUCAUAUGAUUAAUGGCUCCAUCGAUUCCUUCGAGGAACGUUGAAAAUUUAGCGAAUCAUAAAUAGGUAUUAAUACCUAGACCUACCUAAAAGAUUUACUUUGAAGUUUGAGUGUAGGUCUUUCAUUUUUCGCAAAUAAAAAUAAUAAAUCAUCCUAUCAUCGUGGGUAAAUUUUGAUCUUUGAUUUUGUGUGAUGAAUAAUCCAUCGUUGAAUUGAUGUACGGUUGAAAUCAUUCACGAGUAAGCGAUUCACUCAUACAAUUAUAAAUAAUUAGGCAUGGCAGAUAGAAAAAUUAAAGAAUUGCAGCUUGUUGCAAUCUUGAACGUUUACCUACUUUUAUAACUUUUUAGAAGAUUUUUUUUUAGUAUAAAAUAAUAAUUUCAUUGUUACCAUUGAAAUGAUUUCGUAACAUUUAAGCUCAAUUUCAAAGAAGAAAAUACAUUGUGAUUAUGACUUCUGA
This is a messenger RNA of Planococcus citri (citrus mealybug), 7266 nucleotides long. RefSeq lists its product as uncharacterized. The transcript has 15 exons. Bases 1600 to 4830 code for a protein of 1076 amino acids. Gene Ontology annotation, biological process: peptide catabolic process; proteolysis. NCBI's taxonomy places the organism in Eukaryota, Metazoa, Arthropoda, Insecta, Hemiptera, Pseudococcidae. The record is from RefSeq and is a predicted model, not a curated record. Gene Ontology annotation, molecular function: peptide binding; zinc ion binding; metalloaminopeptidase activity. Gene Ontology annotation, cellular component: cytoplasm.